AUGAAGAAGUUUCAGUGUUUGAAUGGAGUGAUAAUAAACCUGGGGACCCAAACACUUCUGAAUAAGAUCUACACAGAGCUCUACAUCACAGAGGGAGACAGUGGACAAGUCAAUAAUGAACAUGAGGUGAGACAGAUGGAGGCAGCAUCCAGGAGAAAAACAACAGAGGAAACACCAAUCAAAUGCAAUGACAUCUUUAAGCCUUUAUCUGAACAAGACAAACCCAUCAGAACUGUGCUGACAAAUACAUCAUCUAAACAAGACAAACCCAUCAGAACUGUGCUGACAGAUACAUCAUCUGAACAAGACAAACCCAUCAGAACUGUGCUGACAAAGGGAGUCGCUGGCAUCGGAAAAACCGUCUCUGUGCAGAAGUUCAUUCUGGACUGGGCUGAAGGGAAAGUAAAUCAGGACGUCCACCUCAUAUUUCCACUUCCUUUCAGAGAGCUGAACUUGAUGAAGGACCAGAAACUGAGCCUGAUGGAGCUUCUUCAUGUGUUUUUUAAGGAAACAAAAGAAACAGAAAUGUCCAGUUUGGAAAAGGUUCUGUUCAUUUUUGACGGAUUGGACGAGUGUCGUUUUCCUCUAGAUUUCCAGAACACAGUGAGAGUGUGUGAUGUAACUGAAUCAGCAUCAGUGUCUGUGCUGCUGAUAAACCUGAUCAAAGGGAAUCUGCUUCCCUCUGCUCUCAUCUGGAUCACCUCCAGACCUGCAGCAGCUGAUCAAAUCCCCUCUGAGUGUGUGGAUCGAGUCACAGAGGUACGAGGGUUCAAUGACCCACAGAAGGAGGAGUACUUCAGGAAGAGGAUCAGUGAUCAGAGCCUGGCCAAUAACAUCAUCACACACCUGAAGUCAUUAAGAAGCCUCUACAUCAUGUGUCACAUCCCAGUCUUCUGCUGGAUUUCAGCCACUGUUCUAGAGAGAAUGUUGGGUGAAGCAGAGAGUGGAGAGAUCCCCAAGACUCUGACUCAAAUGUACACAAACUUCCUCAACAAUCAGACAAACAUCAUAAGAGAAAAAUACUCAAAGAAGCAGGAGAGUGAUGAAGAAAUGCUUCUUAAACUGGGACAACUGGCUUUUCAGCAGCUGGAGAAAGGGAACCUGAUCUUCUAUGAUGAAGACCUGAGAGAGUGUGGUAUUGAUGUGACAGAAGCAGCAGUGUACUCAGGUGUGUGUACUCAGAUCUUCAGAGAGGAGUUUGGGCUUCACCACAGUAAAGUGUACUGCUUUGUUCAUCUGAGCAUUCAGGAGCAUCUCGCAGCUCUGUAUGUGCACCUGACCUUCAUGAAGGAGAAGAGAAAUGUUCUGAUACAGAAUCAGGUUUUUAACAGGAGGAUGGAAGAAAAUACAAUCUCAGAUGUACACAACAGUGCUGUAGCUCAGACUUUACAAAGUCAGACUGGACAUCUGGAUCUUUUCCUUCGCUUUCUUCUGGGUCUCUCACUGGAGUCCAAUCAGAAACUCUUACAUGUUUUAGUAACACAGACAGGAAGUAACCCUCAGAGCACACAGGAAACAGUUCAGUACAUUAAGGAGCAGAUCAGUGAAGAUCCUCCUACAGAGAAAUCCAUCAAUAUGUUCCACUGUCUGAAUGAACUGGGUGAUGAUUCUCUAGUGGAGGAAAUCCAACACUUCCUGAAAUCUGGAAAACAAAGUGAACUUUCUUCUUCCCAGCUUUCUGCUCUGGUGUUUGUGUUACUGACAUCAGCACAGGAGCUGGAUGAGUUUGACCAGAGUAAAUAUUUCAGUACAGAUAAGAUAACAGAAGAUGUUGUUCUGAAGAUGAUGCCGGUGAUUACAGCAUCCAGUAAAGCAAUUAUCAGCUGUGAUUCACUUGGAGUGGAAAGUUGGUCACCUCUGUUCUCAGCUCUCAGAUCAGAAACCUCCAAUCUGAGAGAACUUCAUCUGACUGUGAAAACACUGAGUCUGUAUGGGAAUAAACUAGAAGACUCAGAAGUGAAGAUUCUCUGUGCUGGACUGGAGAAUCCUCACUGUAAAGUGGAGACACUGUGGUUGUAUGAGUGUGGUGUCUCAGAUGAAGGCUGUGCUGCUCUGACUUCAGCUCUGAGAUCAAACCCCUCACACCUGAGAGAACUGGAUCUGUCUGAUAAUAAACUAGGAGACUCAGGAGUGAAGAUUCUCUCUGCUGUACUGGAGAAUCCUCACUGUAAACUGGAGACACUGGGGUAAGAUCAUCUCUCUGAGCAUCACAUGACCUUCUCCUCAGUAAGACACAUUCUCUAAUAGUGAGACUGAAGCAGAAGUUUUAGGUUCAUCAUCAAUGUCCUGAGGAGGAAGAUUGUUUCUUUUCACUGCACACUGAUGAUUUCUCACAGACUCUGAUGUAACUGCAAUGUGUCUGAAAUUACUGUGAAAUUUACUAAAACAUUGGAACUAAUGACAGAAACUGGAG
Molecule: messenger RNA, 2413 nt
Organism: Tachysurus fulvidraco (yellow catfish)
Lineage: Eukaryota; Metazoa; Chordata; Actinopteri; Siluriformes; Bagridae
Product: NLR family CARD domain-containing protein 3-like
Exons: 3
Coding region: 1-2190 (729 amino acids)
Molecular function (GO): protein binding
Source: RefSeq, a predicted model, not a curated record